Anopheles coustani is the source of this 2872-nucleotide messenger RNA. RefSeq lists its product as uncharacterized. Bases 97 to 2106 code for a protein of 669 amino acids. The record is from RefSeq and is a predicted model, not a curated record. The transcript is spliced from 4 exons. NCBI's taxonomy places the organism in Eukaryota, Metazoa, Arthropoda, Insecta, Diptera, Culicidae.
UCAUUUCUUUCGGGAUUCGCGGAAGAGUAACACGCUUGGUGCGAUUUUCACUGCGCAACUAUCCAUACUAAUUGGUAAACUAAAUCGUCAAAUAACAUGGCAGACAAAUCAGGUGCUCCCAUAUUACCCACGAAAGCUGCAGAAGAUGUGGACAUGGUUGGUGCAGAAGAAGUGGAACUAAACCAGGAAAUGCGUUAUAUUUUAGUAGACGACACAUGUUGUCUAAAUGAUGAUCCAAGUCGUUCCGUAAGUAGAAGUAGUUCGGAAACUGACGAAGAUGAAAGGCCGCUUCAGGAACAGCUAGGCUCAUGGGUGAAAUCAUCCGGACUUACCCAAGACAAGCUGAACGAACUUCUGGACAUAAUUCACCAGAAAACUACUGCUGAUGUUGCUCGGGCAAAUGGCGUCAGUUUGAUAGAGCAUACCGGUAUAGAGGAUGGACAAAUUUGGUAUCCGGGUGUGCAAAAGACCCUUCAAUGGUAUUUUCGUCAUGCACGGCCAACUGUCGACGUAUUAGAAAUAGACCUCUCAUUGGAAGCCGUAACCAUGCAUAGCAAAGACAACGCCGGACUGUGGCCCAUCUUGGUGCAGGUUCUAUCGCUCCCAGAAAAGCCGAUAUUAGUUGUUGGCAUAUUUUACGGUUCGCCCUUGCCAGCCAACUGCGAAAGCUUUCUUCGGCCGUUAGUGUCCGAGUUGAAUAGACUUUUCGAGACGGGAGUGCCGAUUAGUUUCACAAUUCCUUUUCUACACCGCCGAGAGAAUACUUUCCAAAAGUUCGUUCCUAUUCGCCUACGUUCCAUCAUCGCCGACGCACCAGCGCGAGCGUUCAUGAACGGUAUUGCCUACAGCAAUGCUGCACGGCAAUGUUACAAAUGCACAAGCAUUGGUAAGUUCAUCAAAGAGGAUGUGAAAGUAAUCUUACCAGGUGUCAAAGGAGUCCAGCGAACAGCCGAACAGUUCCGGAACAGGGCAUACGGUGCAAAUUACACGCCGUCAACGCCUUUGCUCGAUUUAGCCCGCUUCAAUCUGAUCGAAGACGUAGUGAUUGGAGAUGAAUUUGGUGUGAUGCGCAAGUUAUUGAAAGGCUAUGUGGAGAAUGAUAUGGAGCCAACGUACCCAGGUUGGUCGGAGGAACUGGAGAAAAGAAUGAGUCGAAAGUUAUGCGCCAUAAAAUUCCCAUCCGAGGUGGGAAGAACUUUGCGCCCGUUCAAGUAUGCGCCGUAUUGGUCUGGGCCAGAAUUGCACACAUUCUUGUACCACGCAAGCAUGGCCGUUUUAAAAGACAAGAUGGAGCCUAACGUGUACCAGCACUUUACACUGUACUAUUGCGGAAUGACACUCCUGUCAUCGAAAGUGUAUAAGAAGCAUUGGGAGUACGCGGGGAAGCUAUUGGAAAAGUUUGUCCAACAGUUCGACGAAGUGUACAAAUCCCAUCUUACCAACACCGUACACAACCUGCUGCAUUACGCACCCGAGGUGCUCAAAUUCGGGCCAAACAACCGGUACGCUUUCCAGAGUAAGCUUCGGCACAUCAGAGGUAUUGCCUACACGGUUCGAAAACCGUUGGAAAAAGUGGUUCGUAAACUGGUAGAAGAAAGCGCAUUGGAAGCUGUGUGUGAAGAUUCUGACGAUGAUGAAUUCGAACAGCCAGAGUACCCCCGAAUUGUCGUUUCCCAGGAGGAAGGAGUAGUGUUGCAGGUCAAUGCAAAUUUUAUGCUGCAACGAGGGGUGCGAGAUGGAUGGUUCCUAACAAAAGAGAACGUCAUAGUUUACUACACCACAGCAUCAGUGCAGGACGAAAGAAUCGUUAUUCAGGGCCGACCGAUGGUAAAACAAUCACCUACGUUCUCGUACCCGCGCUCGUCGGCAAUUAUUCAAAACUUUAAGGCAUCCGCGUCCGACCUAUCCUCCAAUGCCAUCUCGGUUAAACUGCCCGAUAUCAAAUGUAAACUAGCUGCAGCAAUAACCAACAAGGAGCGGCGCGAUAUAUACUUUAGUCCGGUGCUGCAGACAUUAGGCCACGAUACCAUUAAACUCGAGGCACUCCUCAAGAGUAUGGCCGAUGAAAAACAGAAACAACCUAAGCAGGCAGCACAACAAAAAUAAUAAUAAUCGUUUUGCAUCAGAAGAAAGAGAACCCCAUCUAUGUGGUAGCUGUGAUCAGAAUCAGCUCGAAUUCUCCCGAUUUUUUGAAGUGCAAAAAAAGGUUCAGUAGAGAUCAGAACUUCGGGAAGCAAGAAAUUAAUACGGAAGAUACUUAAAAAGUUUAAACUAAAAAGGGAUAAACGAAUUUUUCGCACUUACGAAGUGUGCUAUCAGAUUUUUUUUGUAAUAGAUGCAGCAUUUUAUUAGAAGGACGAAUUAAUAAUAAGAUGGUAAAUUUGAUAGACUGCGUCGAGCACUGGCACUGAAACAUAUCUUUGAGACGAACGAAAAUGGAUUCCAGGUGGCAUAGAAUUCAGGAGGCAUUGAUUUUCGAAGUCAUGUAGAAGUCAUGAUCAUAAUCAGCUUUGAUUUACUUAAACUUGAAAACAGAAUGAAAUUUAUUGAGUAGUAAAGCAGAUUGAUUCAGCUUUUGAGAGUAGAGUCCAAGACAGUUUUUUCUUUAUCAAAUUUAAUCAUAUUGCGGUAUUUGCAUAGAAUUACACUGCAUUUUCUAAUAACAUUGAAGCAUUGUUUUCAAUAAACAGAAUGAAAUGAAAUGAAAUGGAUAGCGGAACAGUAGUAGAACAGAAGAUCGAUUCAGAUUUGGGAAAGUAGAGUCCAAGGCAUUUUUGUUUCUUUAUCAAAGUUUAUUAUGUAUCGGCAUCUGCAUAUCGAAUUACACUGCAUUUUCUAAUAAAAAUGAAACCAAGUUUUCAAGAAUUUCUAA